This is a messenger RNA of Westerdykella ornata, 894 nucleotides long. RefSeq lists its product as uncharacterized. Lineage: Eukaryota; Fungi; Ascomycota; Dothideomycetes; Pleosporales; Sporormiaceae. The record is from RefSeq and is a predicted model, not a curated record. Gene Ontology annotation, molecular function: acyltransferase activity, transferring groups other than amino-acyl groups. The coding region runs from base 1 to 894 and encodes 297 amino acids. The transcript is spliced from 4 exons.
AUGUCGAGAGACCCAGAGCUGCCGCCUUUCGAGAAUAUCCGCGCCGCGACUUUGGUUGAUCUGCCCCGAAUAGCGUCAGUUGCGGCGGCAGGCUUCUUCUGGUCUCCAACUUUUCAGUUCCAACGACCUUAUCACGCCGACUUUCCCGAAGACACUAUCUCUUCAUAUUGGUUCGAAUAUCACGAAGAGAUUGUUGAUCCGGCAAGCAUUGUGCUUGUAGCGGAAGAUGUCUUCGACCCCCAUGAGGACGAAAGCGUGUACGAUGCUUUAAGAAAGUGCUCUCUGCACAAGCAAGGAAAGAAUGAGCAGGUCAAGGUGGUCGUGGGUGUUUGCAGUAUCAACUUGAGGCCAGGCUCCCCUUUCAUAGGGCGCUUGAAUGAGGAAAGAGCCUGGCGUAAGCACACGACACCACGGCUCCUCACAAGCCCUGACAUGCUGAAAGCCCAGAUGCAAUCUCCAGCGAUGCCUAGGAAGUUAAGCAGAGAUCAGAGUGCCAGAGCAGUUAAACAAUAUGAGGAUGCGACCGGCUCAGCAAAGAAGAGACAUUUGGCCGGUCUGAUGAGACUUUCCACAUUAGCCGUUCAUCCAGCUUAUUGGCGCCGCGGGCAUGCUACUCGACUUGUUAGUUGGUGUAUGAGACUUGCUGACGCUGAGGCUGCGCCCAUCGGGAUCUCAGCUGCGCCUAUGGGAGCAUCUAUUGCUGUACAAGCUGGGUUCGAAGAGAGGGAAGUUGUUUCAUUCAGAGGAGAGUUGCCCCGUUCUGUUUUGAGCGUGGAUGUGAGGCUCUGGAUCGGUGUGCGUCCGCCGUCAGGAUCGCCGUCCGAAAGCAGCACGGUGUAUUCGGAGUCAUCUGCGCCAGAUAUACAGCCAUUUGGGGACAUCAAACAUGGAUAA